This is a messenger RNA of Drosophila grimshawi, 3178 nucleotides long. Its product is annotated as bicaudal D-related protein homolog. The record is from RefSeq and is a predicted model, not a curated record. The transcript is spliced from 7 exons. Lineage: Eukaryota; Metazoa; Arthropoda; Insecta; Diptera; Drosophilidae. Bases 455 to 2281 code for a protein of 608 amino acids.
UUUGGAAUCGGAAGUUCUUUUAGCUUGCCGUCGUCGUCGACGUUGUCGUCUUCGUGACCGAGUUAAAUCGUCGUGCGGGUGUUUGGCCUCUCAUUCGAAACGCAUGUUGAGCUGCUCUUUGGGCAGCAGAUACCUAUGGAAGAAACAUCAUGUGGCUUGUGCCUGUCAUCCCCGUGGCACAACUUCAACAAGAACAACAUAAUCAGCGACUACAAAAACAGCAACAGCAGCAACAACAACAGCGAAUACAACGCGUUGUGUUGUGUCUGAAAACCUAACAUAAAAUAAAAUAAAAUAAUAAUCUGCCGCUAACAAAAUAAACCGCUAAUCGCUCGCUCGAUCGCCUUCAUCUAUAAUAAGCAAAAAUAAAUAUAUCGCUUUGUGUUAUGUUUGUGUGUUUUUUAUUUGUUGUUUGUAAUACCACCCAACCACCACCUGUCCGCCGCUAACGAUCAUGCAUAGACCAAAGCUAGCGAAUCCUAUAACUGCUGCCGGUAUUGCCUCAUCCAUAUCAUACAACAACAACAACAACAACUACAGCAGCAACAACAGCAAUAAAUCAAAACGCGCACGUCAAUUCAGCAAGCCAACUGCAGCAGCAACUAACGAAUCUACGUUGAAUUCGUCAUCGCAACUCUACGAAAAUCAUUCGCACUCCUCACUAAUUGACGCUUCAAUUGAUUUAGAAGAUUACAUCAGCGCCAUGGAGGCACGACGCAACGAAAACGAGCCAGAUGUGUGGGCUCAAUUGCAGCAGAAGGAAUCGGAUAUAUUACUAGCAGCUGAGCUUGGCAAAGCGUUGCUGGAAAAGAACGAGGAGCUCGUCAAGCAACAGGAGAAACUCAUCGAGGAUUACUCUGGCAAAAUUGAGAAACUCGAACAGGAGAAGCAUGUGCUGCGCCAGAAACUGGCCAUAGCGGAAGAUGAGAGCGAUCAGCGUGUCCUCGAACUGCAGUCCGAUCUCAAUGAGCUCAAGGACAAGCUGCAGACACAGGAUGUGGCCAUCAGGCAGGCGGAAAAGGAGAAGACCAUACUGAUUGAUGAGCUGCAGCAUCAAAAUACACGCCUCACCGAACAGAUACAGGAGGCGCAUGCCACCGAAAUGAAACUAAGCGCACAGAUCCAGGAGCUGAAGGACCAAUAUCACUACAGAAACAGCAGCCUACAGGAGCAUGUCAACAGCCUGGAGUCCAUCAAAACCGAACUAAACCUCACCACAGGCAAGCGCCAUGAGCUGGAGCGUCGCCUGCAGCACGCCCAGGAGGAGAAGGAGAACCUCACCUCAUCGCUGGACGAGGCAUCGGACAGAAUUCAUAUGCUGGAGCGCCAUGCACGCGAGCAGGAAACAAAAUUAGAGACCACCUUACAAGCAUUGGAGCGCUCUCAGCGUGAGAAUAAUGUGCUUAGCGAGAGAUUGGGAGCGGACUCCAACUCCAAUACGCCCGGCAAGAAGAGUCUGCAAUUUGAGAUGGAGUGCGAUGAGGACGAGGCCAGUUUCACGGAAUCCGGCAAGCCCAGUCAAAUGUGGGUAGAGGCACGCUCCGUUUACAUACAGCUGAAAUCCCUGGUGGAUUCGCUUAAAGUGGGUCACGAUGAUGACUCAGGUCUCAAUUCGGACAUAUCGUUGGAUCUGGAGUCCAUGGAUAAUACGAUAUCGAGCAACAAUGAUAGCGGCCAUGUGGCCAUCGAAUUCCGGCAGGGCAUGCUAUCGGCCAUGUCAGAUGAGCUGACGCGAUUGCUGCUCAAUUUGGAUGCGGGAAAUUUCAAGAAGAUGCUGGACCAAACGCGCAAUCUUGUGCUCGAGCAGGAGGAUGAGAUCAAGCGCAGCCAUCAGCUGAUACAGCAGCUGGAGGCCAAGGUCACCGUGACCGAUGUGGAGCUUCAGAACGUGAAAGAGGAGCGUGAUCAGGCCCGUGGCGAUCUGGUCGACAACACUGAUCGCGAUGAGCUACUGACAAAGGCGCAAAGAGAACGCGAUGCGGCCAAUGAGCGUCGCACCAAGGCCGAAGUGGAGUUGGCCAAAACGCGGGUCGAACUAAUGCAGGCCAACAGCCAGCUGCUUGAGUCCAUUCAGCAGAAGGUGGAGCUCUCGCAGCAGCUCGAACAGUGGCAAAUGGACAUGCAGGAGCUGAUCGAUGAACAGAUGCGAUCCAAACUGAUCAAUAAUCGUCGCAGCGUUGCCGCCGAUGCAACAACAACAUCCUCGGGAUCCAGCAGUGCCGCCAGCAAUCUGGCCAAGCGUGUCUCCAGCUACAAAUUCUGGAGUUUAUUUCAGCGAUAAUUGGAGACAUCUGAGCACUCGCUGGAAGAUAUACGCAACUCUUAUAUUCUUAAUGUAGUUAACCGAUGUGUGGAGCAGCAGCAGUUAAUAAUAAUAAUAAUAAUAAAAAUGAGCUAUAUAUUUUUAAUAUUUAUACACAAAACAAACAAACAAACACACACAAACAAAAAGAGAGCCUAUAUGUAUAUGUAUUUGUACUUAAAAUGUUGUAAUUUGUAUGUACUAUAUAACUAUAUUAUUGAGAUGAUGCGACCUUCUUUGGUUUUGUAGUGAAAUCUUUUGAAUUACGCUUUAUUAAUCUUAAAUGUAUUAUUGUAAUUGUACUCUCGUACCUAUGUUUAAACAACAAAAAUAUUUUUCUGUACACAAACAAAUUUUAAGCGCUUGCUCUCUCACUCUUCCUCUCCCUCUCACUAUCUAUCUUAUCUCUCUCCUAUUUAGUUAAUCUUGUAAUUUUGUUUAAGAUGUAACCGAAAAUCAAAAAUGCAAACAAACAAAAAUUAUGCAAAAAAAAAUAAAAAUUAAAAAACAUAUCGCCCAAUUGGUUGAGCGUCCGGCAGUUGGCUUUAAAAGCCUUGUCUGGUUCUAAACAAAAAAUCUUUGUUUGUAAUAACUGAAAUCAAAAUGUUAUAAUCGUAUAUCUAACCUAUUAUUGUACUUAAGCAUCUAUUUAACUGUAAGCAAAGCAUUUAUGUUAAAAGAGUAUAUAUAUGUAUGUAUAGAUGUAUACAUAUUUACAUAUAUAUGAAAUGUACGAGGCAGACAGAACGGAAUUGUACGCUGCGACUGCGCGUCAGACAACUUGCCUUAAAUACGGACAAUGAAACGGAAAGUUUAACAUUUUAGAUUGUUUAACUACAUAACUUACCAAUAAAUCUAUACAAAAUAAAACACAAA